UUCUCUUUUAUCUUCCCCUCUCUUCAAACCCUUCAAGAGCCAAUAUUUCCAGCGAAAAUGGUGGUUUCUGCUGACUGCAGAAUCUCUCUCUCUGCCCCGACCUGCCUACGCGGCUCCACGGGAUUCACCAGGCAUAUUAAGCUUGGCAGCUUCUGCAAUGGAGAGCUCAUGGGGAAGAAGCUCCAUGCUCAGCUUCCAAAUGUUCGAUCUUCUUCUACCAACUUCUCUCAGAAAAGAAUCUCAAUGUCUUUAAGUAGUGUAGCUGCAGAGGCCAAGGCACAAGAAAUUGAGACUGACAAAAGGGAUUCAAGGACAGUCGCUUCCAUUAUUCUUGGAGGUGGAGCAGGAACUCGACUCUUUCCUCUCACAAAACGUCGCGCCAAGCCUGCUGUCCCUAUCGGGGGAGCAUAUAGGUUGAUAGAUGUACCGAUGAGCAAUUGCAUCAACAGCGGAAUCAACAAAGUCUACAUACUCACACAGUAUAAUUCAGCAUCAUUAAACAGACAUUUAGCUCGCGCUUACAACUCCAAUGGAGUUGGCUUUGGAGAUGGUUAUGUUGAGGUUCUUGCAGCCACUCAAACGCCAGGAGAAUCUGGUAAUAGGUGGUUCCAAGGUACAGCAGAUGCGGUUCGGCAAUUCCAUUGGCUUUUCGAGGAUGCAAGAAGUAAAGAGAUCGAAGAUGUGUUGAUCCUUUCUGGAGAUCACCUCUACAGGAUGGAUUACAUGGAUUUUGUACAGGAUCAUCGGCAGAGUGGUGCAGAUAUAAGCAUUUCCUGCAUACCUAUAGAUGACAGACGUGCCUCAGAUUUUGGUUUGAUGAAGAUAGAUGACAAAGGAAGAGUCAUCUCUUUCAGUGAAAAACCUAAAGGAGAUGACUUGAAAGCAAUGGCAGUCGACACAACUGUUUUAGGACUUUCCAAGGAGGAAGCUGAAAAGAAACCAUACAUAGCGUCAAUGGGAGUUUAUGUUUUCAAGAAAGAGAUAUUGUUGAAUCUCUUGAGAUGGCGUUUCCCCACAGCAAACGACUUUGGUUCAGAGAUUAUACCCUUCUCAGCUAAAGAAUUCUACAUGAAUGCUUAUCUCUUUAAUGACUACUGGGAAGAUAUAGGAACGAUAAGAUCUUUCUUUGAGGCAAAUCUCGCCCUCACCGAGCAUCCACCGGCAUUUAGUUUCUACGAUGCAGCAAAACCAAUAUAUACAUCAAGGAGAAACCUGCCACCAUCAAAAAUAGACGGCUCUAAGCUCGUUGAUUCGAUAAUUUCUCAUGGAAGCUUCUUAACCAACUGCUUAAUUGAGCACAGCAUUGUGGGAAUUAGAUCUAGAAUAGGCAGCAACGUUCAGAUGAAGGACACUGUGAUGCUUGGGGCAGACUUCUACGAAACUGAAGCAGAAGUUGCAUCACUACUUGCUGAGGGAAAAGUUCCCGUUGGAAUAGGGGAAAACACAAAAAUUAAAGAAUGCAUAAUAGACAAGAAUGCUAGAGUCGGGAAGAAUGUAAUCAUCGCAAACUCGGAGGGAAUACAAGAAGCAGAUAGGUCAUCCGAUGGAUUUUACAUCAGAUCUGGCAUUACAGUAAUCUUGAAGAAUUCAGUAAUUGGAGAUGGAGUUGUGAUAUGAUACUUUUAAUCUUAAAUUGUAAGAAGUAUGAACGCAGAGCAGAAAAGUCAAAACUAUAUUAAUAAAGAGAUAUAUCUGAUUAUGACGACAUUUCUCAUAUAAUCUUUCCAUGUUAUUGAUAAGUUG
Molecule: messenger RNA, 1743 nt
Organism: Eutrema salsugineum
Lineage: Eukaryota; Viridiplantae; Streptophyta; Magnoliopsida; Brassicales; Brassicaceae
Product: glucose-1-phosphate adenylyltransferase large subunit 1, chloroplastic
Exons: 15
Coding region: 58-1617 (519 amino acids)
Biological process (GO): glycogen biosynthetic process
Molecular function (GO): glucose-1-phosphate adenylyltransferase activity
Source: RefSeq, a predicted model, not a curated record